AAAUUAUUUCAUGAAGAAUUUCAUAAGAUUAAUUUGGUUUUAACAAAAUCUUCAUACCAAAGCAAAUUUUUAAAUAGAUAUAAUUCACCACAUUGAUUAUAUUGCGUUUAAAUUCCAUUGAAAAAUUGGUCUGUAAUGGUACCAUUGUUAAAUAAUUAAAGGUAUCAAAAUAUUUAAAUACAAUGGUCCGUUUUAAGAACAGAUACAUAACUGUUGAAAUUUCAUCACCUUUGAUACCAGAGAACAAACCUCUUUCUUUGAAAUCGAAAAUAUUUCAUGAAACUGUGCUUGAAAAAAUACAGCAAUUACAUGGAGACUUUGGUGUAGCAGCUGUCAGAUCUGGAUUUCUAACAAAAUAUUGCAAUGAGAAUACUCGAAUAGCAAUCCUAAGAGCUAGACAUGGGCCUCACAAGUUUGUUUCAAGCAGUUUACCAUUCAUUACAAAAAUAGGUAAACUGGAUGUCAGUAUAAGAACUCUACAUGUUGGGGCAACUUUAAAACACAGUUUUAAAUUUAUCCUUAAGCACCAAAGAGCAUAUUUGGAUUCAAUGUGGUCAAAAUUAAAAACUGAUGAAGAACGUAAGAAUCUUGAAGCAGCUGUAAUGGAUUUCACUAAGACAGAUGUCACAAUAAACAUAGAAAAUAUUGCUUAAUUACAUUUAUUUAAGAAACAUAAAACAUUAAAAAAUA
Messenger RNA from Papilio machaon (common yellow swallowtail), 690 nucleotides. It is a transcript of the gene Pop5, whose product is annotated as ribonuclease P/MRP protein subunit POP5. The transcript has 2 exons. Gene Ontology annotation, cellular component: ribonuclease P complex. The coding region runs from base 183 to 653 and encodes 156 amino acids. Gene Ontology annotation, biological process: tRNA 5'-leader removal. The record is from RefSeq and is a predicted model, not a curated record. Gene Ontology annotation, molecular function: ribonuclease P RNA binding. Lineage: Eukaryota; Metazoa; Arthropoda; Insecta; Lepidoptera; Papilionidae.